AGAGGCUGGGCCUCUGGACUGGACACACCCUUGGUCACAUUGGGAGGGUGCCUUGGUCCUUGUGUCCCAUCACUGCAAGACCAGAAUUGUGUUGGGCUCCUGGCCGUGAAGGGCAGCGCUCCCAGAGACCAAGGAGUCUGUGUAGGUCUUACAUUUGGACGCAGAGCGAAGCAAGGAUGCGUGAAAUCGUACACAUUCAGAUUGGCCAGUGUGGUAACCAGAUCGGAGCAAAGUUCUGGGAGGUGAUUGGCGAGGAGCAUGGGAUCGACUCUGUCGGGAGCUACUGCGGGGACUGUGCUUUACAGCUGGAGAGAAUCGGCGUGUACUACAACGAGGCGCACGGUAAGAAAUAUGUGCCCCGGGCUGUCCUAGUGGACCUGGAACCCGGCCCGAUGGACAGCAUCCGCUCUGGCAGACUGGGGGCCCUCUUCCAGCCGGACAGUUUUGUGCACGGGAACUCAGGCGCCGGCAACAACUGGGCCAAGGGCCACUAUACGGAGGGCGCGGAGCUGGUGGACACGGUGCUGGACGUGGUGCGGCGCGAAAGCGAGCGCUGCGACUGCCUGCAGGGCUUCCAGGUGGUGCACUCGCUGGGCGGCGGCACGGGCUCGGGCCUGGGCACGCUGCUCAUGCACCGCGUGCGCGACGACUUCCCGGACCGCCUGGUGCACAGCUUCAGCGUGGCGCCGUCGCCGCGCGUGUCGGACGCGGUGGUGGAGCCCUACAACGCGGUGCUGGCGGUGCACCAGCUGCUGCAGGCCGCCGACGCCUGCUUCUGCAUCGACAACGAGGCGCUCUACGCCCUGUGCCUGCGCUCGCUCCGACUGCGCGCGCCCGCGUACCCCGACCUCAACCACCUGGUGUCGCUGACCAUGAGCGGCGUGACCACGUCGCUGCGCUUCCCGGGCCAGCUCAACGCCGACCUGCGCAAGCUGCUCGUGAACAUGGUGCCGUUCCCGCGCCUGCACUUCUUCCUGCCCGGCUUCGCCCCGCUGGUGGGCCGCGACGCCGAGCGCUACCGCGCGCUGUCCGUGGCCGAGCUCACGCGGCAGGUGUUCGACCCGCGCAACGCCAUGGCUGCCUGCGACCUGCGCCGCGGCCGCUACCUCACGGUGGCCUGCGUCUUCCGAGGCAGGAUGUCCACCAAGGAGGUGGACGAGCAGAUGCUGGCCGUGCAGACCAGGGACCACAGCUGCUUUGUGGACUGGAUCCCCCACAACGUCAAGGUGGCCGUCUGCGACAUCCCGCCGCGGGGGCUGGACAUGGCCGCCACCUUCAUCGGCAACAGCACGGCCAUCCAGGAGCUCUUCAGCAGGGUGGCGGAGCACUUCUCGGCCAUGUUCCGACGGAAGGCCUUCGUGCACUGGUACACCAGCGAGGGGAUGGACAUCGGCGAGUUUGAGGAGGCCGAGAGCGACAUCCACGAUUUGAUAUCCGAGUACCAACAAUUUCAAGACGCCAAAACAGUCUUUGGGGAAAAUGAGGAAUUCGUGGAGGAGGCAGAAAUAGAACCAGGUGAAGCACAUUAACGCUGGGAGCUGUGUGGGCGCCACCUGCGGGUCCCUCACCUCCAGGAGUGUCCCUGUUCCGCACUGCAACACGGUGACCAUUUCCACGCAGCUGCUCAGCACUAGCUUUGACCCAGGACUGCGGGGAGAGGGGGCCAGGCAAAUGACUGAAAGACAUUAGGGUGUGCUGACAUUCACUAGCCUUGAAGGGUUUGACGCACACUCUAUUGACUUAUUUUAAAUAGCAAAGUCAAUCUAUCAUGAAGUACUCCCUUUAUUUAAAAUGUCAUCUGGGAAUUUGGGUAUGCAUUAACGCUGCGUCAGGCAUCAGGACUACAGGUGAGGACGUGUGCGGAGUCACUGCUGAGGCAUUAGCUUGUAAACUCCUCAGCAGCACUGGUAAGAACGCUGGACUCCUUGCCUGGCAUCCUUGCUAAGAUUCUCAGCUCAGUUUCUCUCUUAACACAUGAUGCCCAGCAUCCUACCUUCUCUGCCUGCCAGCCUCUAGAAAAGCCAGGUGACUAAGUGGCAUGUGGGAAGCUAAAGGUAAAUGUGAGUCAACGCCUACCAGCAAGUUGUAUAGACCACGUGUGCACUUCAGCGUACUACCUGUAGA
Molecule: messenger RNA, 2124 nt
Organism: Manis pentadactyla (Chinese pangolin)
Lineage: Eukaryota; Metazoa; Chordata; Mammalia; Pholidota; Manidae
Gene: TUBB1
Product: tubulin beta 1 class VI
Exons: 4
Coding region: 177-1529 (450 amino acids)
Biological process (GO): mitotic cell cycle; microtubule cytoskeleton organization
Cellular component (GO): cytoplasm; microtubule
Molecular function (GO): GTP binding; GTPase activity; structural constituent of cytoskeleton
Source: RefSeq, a predicted model, not a curated record